Molecule: messenger RNA, 1857 nt
Organism: Terrapene triunguis (Three-toed box turtle)
Lineage: Eukaryota; Metazoa; Chordata; Testudines; Emydidae
Gene: SQSTM1
Product: sequestosome 1
Exons: 8
Coding region: 155-1528 (457 amino acids)
Biological process (GO): mitophagy; aggrephagy; endosome organization
Cellular component (GO): amphisome; aggresome
Molecular function (GO): K63-linked polyubiquitin modification-dependent protein binding; zinc ion binding; protein kinase C binding
Source: RefSeq, a predicted model, not a curated record
GGGACUUUCCCGGCUCAGGCCCGGCCUCCCGCCACCGGGGUAUAAGGCGGCCGGGCGGGCGGAGGGAGCUCACGGGUCCGGGCCGCGCUCUCGCCACAGCUACAGCCGCCCGCUGCCUCUCCGCCGCCAAUUCCUGCUGCGCCACAGCCCUGCCAUGGCCGCGCUGACGGUGAAGGCCUACCUGCUGGGCAAGGAGGAGGUGGUCCGCGAGAUCCGCCGCUUCGCCCUCGAGCCGCCCGCCCGCUACCAGGACGUGCGCGACAAGCUCUGCGAGAUCUUCCCGGGGCUGCUGCGGGCCGGCGCGGCCCCCGGCACCUUCCAGAUGAAUUACAAGGAUGAAGAUGGGGACAUGAUUGCCUUCUCCAGUGAUGAAGAACUCAAGAUGGCAUUGCCAUACGUGAAGGAUGGCAUUUUUCGUAUUUACAUCAAAGGCAUUUUCUUUUUAGAGAAAAAGGAGUGCAGACGUGAGCACCGUUCACAGUGCAACCAGGAGCGUCCCCCCAAUGUGGUGCACCCCAAUGUGAUCUGUGAUGGCUGUGAAGGACCAGUGGUAGGUGCUCGAUUCAAAUGCACUAUUUGCCCAGACUAUGACCUAUGCAGCACCUGUGAGGGGAAAGGCAUCCACAAGGAGCACAACAUGAUCAUGUUUCAAAGCCCGCUGCUCAAUCCAUUUGAGUGGUUUCCCAGAGGUCGCUGGCUUCGUAAGAUGAGACAUGGGGUUCCACCCUUUGCAUGGAUACAUGGCUGGGGGCACCCUGGCCCUACCCCUCCAUGUGGAAACUCUGAGCAGCCACAAGCCAGUGCUGCACCCCAAAAUCCAGACCCUGAGCAAGCCUUUAACAGCCAGCCGCAGGACCAUGUCACCUUUUUAAAGAAUGUUGGAGAGAGUGUUGCAGCCAUGCUAAGUCCUCUUGGCAUUGAAGUAGAUAUUGAUGUGGAACAUGGGGGACAAAAAAGCAAAGUGACUCCCCCUUGUCCAAGUUCACAGAAGAGUGAUUCUGAGCCUGGAGGCAGUUCCACUAGCCAGAAUGGCCAGACCAAACCAGAAGGGAGUAGUAAAGAACCUGUCCCCGAGAAAGAAGAUUCUAUUACAGAGCAGAUGCAGGAGAUGGUGAUAGAGCCUCCUUCCACACCCAUGGAAGACAGCAAUUUCCUGUCGCAGGAACAGGGUGAAUCCAGUAGUUCUGCAGGGGGUGAUGAGGACUGGACCCACUUAACUUCAAAAGAAGUGGAUCCCUCCACAGGUGAACUGCAGUCUCUCCAAAUUCCAGAGACACAGGCUCCCAGCUCUUUAGACCCAUUUCAGGUUCCCCCUAGAUCAGGACCUACAGGACUGCGAGAAGCUGCACUCUAUCCACAUCUCCCACCAGAAGCAGACCCCCGCCUGAUUGAAUCUCUGUCCCAGAUGCUCUCCAUGGGUUUCUCUGAUGAUGGCGGAUGGCUGACCCGUCUCCUACAGGCAAAGAAAUGUGACAUUGGGGCAGCACUGGAUACCAUCCAGUAUUCCAAGCAACCACCUCGUUCCUAAUGGCAUUUGUGUAAGCUAGAGCACUUUCCUGUGAACUGAUGAAAACUGAACAGCAGUUCUACACUGAUGCUUGUCUCCCUAUCAGAGCGGUUGUUGUCUCUUUUUUUCUGUUUCCAUGGUGGGAAAAAUAAAUAUUUCCUGUCUUUAAUUAUUCAUUUGUGAAAUAUCAGAUUACUUGACUGUAAAAUCUGCAGGGUAACCUAGCCACUCCAGGGACAAGCUGCAAUGCACUAAUACAUCUUGGCUGGAAUUUAGUUUAGGAAGAACACCUAACCGGGGAGAACUCAGGGUCUUGGGCAAAGUAAAGAAGUUAAUCAAUGGUCUCUCAC